AUGAAGAACAAAUUUUCAAAACGAUCAAUUUCUAAUAAACAAUCUCAUCAUCAUUCAUAUCAAACACAAAUCAAACGUUUAUCGACACCAAUCGAUUAUGUUAGAACUAAAACACCUAAUCAAUGUGAUUUAAGCAUAGAAACUGUACCUUUCGAUUCUUCUACAUCAUGUUUAAAACCAAAUAUACCAUUGAAAAGUCAAAAAAUACUUAAACGUGAUUUAUUACGUUGUAGUAAUCAACGUCCAUCAUUUCUCGGUCCACAAACAUUACAAACACCUCGUAUUCAUCAUGGAUUUCAACAAAUUCAUUCUGUAGCAUUAUCAUCAACAGCAUCAUCCUCCUCCUCCUCCUCCUCAUCAUCAUUCGUUGAUCAUCAUAAUGUACCACGUCGUCGUUCAUUAUCAUUGAAUUCUCAUAUAUAUUAUCCAACAAUUAAUCGUAUUGGUCCAUGGCCAGAUAUAUCAAUAAAUCGUCUCAUCACUGAUGAUAAUGAUUUAUCACAACCAAUAAAAAAAUUUCGUAAUAUUAAAAAUUCUCAUGUUUUUUCUCUAAAAUCUUUAUCAUCAUUAACUGAUAAUACAGGACCAUUUAAAUUAUAUCCCUCAAAACAUACUUAUAUUGAAGAAUAUCGUAAAAAUAAAGGUUAUAUAUUAAAUCUAAAUCGAAAAUUACAACAUAGAUCUUUAUCAUUAUCAUCAUCAUCAUCAACAGAAUCACAAGAUUCAGAUGAUGAUCAAUUAUCUAUGGUUGGUACAUAUAGUAGUGAUACUGAAAAUAAUACAAUUCUAGAAGAAACUAUUUUAUCAACAACUAAUCUAUCAACAAUGACACGAACAAUUAUGAAAUCAAAUGAUGAUAUUAUUGAUAAUACAAAUCGAUUACCAUUAAUAUCAUCUGUUAUAAAUCAAUUAAGUGUACUUCCAUCUAUGCCAAUGAGAAAUUCGAAUUAUUUUCGAGCAAGUCGUCGUACAAAACAUCAUCCAAAUCUAACAUUACCAGCAUUAACACAUUCAUCAAUUGGAUUUUUAAAUAGUAUGAAUACAGUUGAAAAACUCUAUGGUAAUCAUAAGAAAAUUUCGACAGAAAAUCAAUCAAAAUUAUUUUUUAUGAAUGAACGACCAAAGAAAAGGUAUUUGAAUUAG
Molecule: messenger RNA, 1143 nt
Organism: Rotaria sordida
Lineage: Eukaryota; Metazoa; Rotifera; Eurotatoria; Philodinida; Philodinidae
Source: the annotation of a GenBank genome assembly